AUGCAUGCGACCAAAAAACACCAAAUCUCUCACUCCCUAGGUUUUUCUGCGACGGUGAGUUUGAAGUUGCCUUACGACACCGUUGUAGUAGUGAACAAACAGAUAAAGCAGCUUGUAGUAGCAGGUGUCGCAGCCUGUAAUAAUAGGAUGCUACUACAGAGUUCGUUCGCUCACAGCGGCGCCACUACAGGGGCGUUAUCUUCCGAUGGCGCCUUCUCGCAGUGGGCUACUAGCGUCGCGCGCAGCAGCAUCGCAGUGCUCCCGGUGACGCCUUCUCGUAGCGACGGUGUAGGACAACAGCACACAUCGCCGACUGUGACGGCGCAGCACAGCACAGCAAUGGCGACGCUACUGCUCGACACUCACAUCAAGGGGGGCCUCAUAGCGACGUUCAGAGAUACCUCUGAACGUCGCUAUGAGGCCCCCCUUGAUGUGAGUGUCGAGCAGUGGCGUCGCCAUUACUGUGUUGUGCUGCGCCGCGCCGUCAUAGUUGGCGAUGUGUGCUGUUGUCCUACGCCGUCGCUACGAGAAGGUGCCACCGGGAGCACUGCGAUGCCGCUGCGCGCGACGCUAGUAGCCCACUGCGAGAAGGCGCCAUCGGAAGAUGACGCCCCUAGAAGUGAACUUAACAAGAACUUGGAGCUGAGAGCACAGAUCGCUACCAUUGUAACCACUAGUACUGGUACUAUCGCCGCCGCCUGCACCGCCGCUCAUUCGGUGGAGCUGAAAGAAGGAGGAGCUCAUCUCAACUUGAGUUUUAGAACACUUUUAGUGAACUCUCUCUCUCCAGAUGGAGAAGCCCUUCUCUCUCUACUCUCAGCAGCUGAUCCUUAUUACAAAAAAUUGUCGCCAAUACUCUCCUCGUGGAACCCUUCUAGCUUAACUCCAUGUUCAUGGCAAGGAAUCACUUGUUCCCCACAAGAAAGAGUCAUUUCACUUUCUCUCCCAAAUACAUUCCUUAAUCUUUCAUCUUUACCCUUAGAACUUUCUUCACUUUCCUCUCUACAGCUUCUUAAUCUCUCCACUACAAAUAUUUCUGGUUCAAUACCUCCUUCCUUUGGUUCAUUGACUCAUCUUCGCCUUCUGGAUUUGUCUUCCAAUUCACUUUCAGGGCCUAUUCCGCCAGAAUUAGGCCGGUUAACGGCACUUCAGUUUCUAUUCUUGAAUACAAACAGACUCACUGGUACAAUCCCAAAACAACUUGCCAAUCUUUCUUCACUAGAAGUCCUUUGCCUUCAAGAUAAUCUCCUAAAUGGGUCGAUUCCGUCCCAACUCGGGUCUUUAGGCUCUCUCCAGCAGCUUAGAAUUGGGGGUAAUCCAUAUCUAACCGGUGAAAUUCCAUCACAAUUAGGCCUACUUACCAAUCUCACAACAUUUGGUGCUGCUGCCACUGGACUCUCUGGUGUUAUCCCACCUACAUUUGGAAACUUGAUUAAUCUUCAAACAUUGGCACUUUAUGAUACAGAGGUAUUCGGUUCAAUACCGCCUGAAUUAGGUGAGUGUUUAGAGUUAAGAAAUUUGUAUUUGCACAUGAACAAGCUCACUGGUCCUAUCCCUCCUCAACUGGGCAAGUUGCAAAAGCUCACUAGCAUGCUUCUUUGGGGAAAUUCCCUCUCCGGGACUAUCCCCUCUGAACUUUCCAAUUGUUCAUCUCUUGUUGUGCUUGAUGCCUCUGCAAAUGAUUUAUCCAGCGAAAUUCCUGGCGAUUUGGGGAAACUAUUGGUUCUUGAACAAAUUCACUUGUCUGAUAAUGCACUCACUGGUUCCAUACCGUGGGAACUGAGUAACUGCACUAGUUUAACAGCUCUUCAGCUCGAUAAGAACCAAUUAUCAGGCCCUAUUCCAACGCAGAUUGGUGAAUUGAAGUACUUGCAGAGUUUUUUCUUGUGGGGUAAUUCUGUUUCAGGAACUAUACCACCCGCUUUUGGGAAUUGUACAGAGCUUUAUGCGCUCGAUCUCUCAAGAAAUAAGCUUACGGGAUCAAUCCCGGACGAGAUAUUCAGUUUAAAGAAACUAAGCAAGCUGUUGCUGCUGGGGAAUUCUUUAUCUGGAGGAUUACCGCAAAGUGUAGCAAGAUGUCAGUCUCUAGUAAGAUUAAGACUUGGAGAAAAUCAGCUUUCGGGUCAGAUUCCAAAGGAGAUUGGACAACUGCAAAAUCUCGUGUUUCUUGAUUUGUAUAUGAACCAUUUUUCUGGUGGUUUACCUUCUGAUAUUGCCAACAUUACUGUUCUUGAGCUGUUGGAUUUGCACAGCAAUUAUAUGACGGGUGAUAUCCCGCCUCAGUUGGGGGCUCUUGUUAAUUUGGAGCAGCUUGAUCUUAGUAGAAACAGCUUCUCUGGUGAGAUUCCAUGGAGUUUUGGUAAUUUCAGUUACUUGAACAAACUUAUCCUAAACAAUAAUCUGCUCACCAGAGAAAUUCCAAAGUCCAUUAGGAACUUGCAGAAACUAACUCUUCUUGAUUUGAGCUCCAAUAGUCUCUCUGGUCCAAUACCCCUUGAGAUUGGUUAUUUGACAAGCUUAACAAUCAGUCUCGAUUUGAGCUCAAAUCGAUUCACGGGUGAAAUCCCUGAGACAAUGUCCAGUUUGACACAGUUGCAAUCACUAGACCUCUCACGGAACACUCUACAUGGAAAAAUCACAAUUCUAAGUUUUCUCACCAGUCUUACUUCCUUGAAUAUUUCAUACAACAACUUUUCUGGUCCAAUACCCGUGACACCAUUCUUUCGAACUUUAACCUCGAAUUCUUUCAUCGAAAAUUCCCGCCUCUGCGAAUCUCUCGAUGGUGCUACUUGUUCUUCGCAUUUGAUGAGCGGAAAAGGAUUGAAGUCUGCCAAGACUAUAACUUUGGUCGCUGUGAUUGUGGCUUCAGUGACAAUGGCAGUUGUGGCUACCUGGAUUCUAGUGUCUCGAAAUCACAUGUCUGUAGUCGAGAAGUCCGGUUUGUCCAACUCGUCUGGAGAAGAGGAUUUUUCUUAUCCGUGGACUUUCAUCCCAUUUCAGAAGCUGAACUUCACUAUUGAAAACAUCUUGAAUUGCUUGAGAGAUGAAAAUGUUAUUGGAAAAGGCUGUUCUGGGGUGGUUUUCAAGGCGGAGACGCCAAAUGGUGAUUUGAUUGCAGUUAAAAAGCUUUGGAAAACGAAGAAAGACGAAGAACCAGUGGACUCUUUUGCUGCUGAAAUUCAAAUUCUUGGACACAUUAGGCACCGGAAUAUAGUGAAGUUACUGGGAUAUUGUUCAAAUAAGAGUGUUAAGCUACUUCUCUACAACUAUAUACCAAAUGGAAAUCUCCAACAGCUUUUGCAAAACAACAGGAACUUGGAUUGGGAAACGAGUUAUGGGGUGGUUUUACUCGAGAUUUUAAGUGGACGUAGUGCUGUUGAAUCGCAGAUUGGAGAUGGGCUACACAUAGUAGAGUGGGUAAAGAAGAAGAUGGGAAGCUUUGAACCAGCUGUGACUAUACUUGACUCAAAGCUCCAAGGUUUGCCGGACCAGAUGGUGCAAGAAAUGCUCCAAACACUCGGAAUAGCUAUGUUUUGUGUGAAUUCAUCACCUGCUGAAAGGCCAACGAUGAAGGAAGUGGUGGCACUUCUUAUGGAAGUGAAGAGUCCACAGGAGGAAUCGGGGAAAACUUCUCAGCCCUUGAUAAAACAGUCCUCAAAUCAAAGCUGA
Messenger RNA from Fraxinus pennsylvanica, 3669 nucleotides. Lineage: Eukaryota; Viridiplantae; Streptophyta; Magnoliopsida; Lamiales; Oleaceae. The record is from the annotation of a GenBank genome assembly.